Messenger RNA from Electrophorus electricus (electric eel), 2820 nucleotides. RefSeq names its product matrix metallopeptidase 25a (gene mmp25a). Gene Ontology annotation, cellular component: extracellular matrix. NCBI's taxonomy places the organism in Eukaryota, Metazoa, Chordata, Actinopteri, Gymnotiformes, Gymnotidae. Gene Ontology annotation, biological process: proteolysis; extracellular matrix organization; collagen catabolic process. The record is from RefSeq and is a predicted model, not a curated record. Gene Ontology annotation, molecular function: metalloendopeptidase activity; zinc ion binding.
GUCUUGGUGUUGUGUAGUUACACUAAGUUAUGUGUUUUCGAGGCAUAUUUGAUUAGUUUUUUUUUUUGUCAAAUGAUCCAUUAGUUCCAGUGGGGAGUGUGUGUGUGUGUGUGUGUGUGUGCGUGCGUGUGUGUUAGUUGUUUUGUAUCUUAGCGCUUCCCAUCUUCUCUAGCUACUUUAUAUCACCUACAACCUAGGAUCAUAACAUCCUCUUGCUAUUCUUGUCGCAAUCCUCUUUCCUCACACCGGGGUGGCUUUCCUGUUAGGCUCUCUCCACUGUUUCAGAAAAAAAGAAGCAAACGGCUUUUAAAACAUGUUGUCCUCCUGCUCUUCACAAAAGCGUUUUGUUCCAUUAAUCUGUCUUCCACUGCAUUUUUGCCCCACUUAUUAGAUAACACACAGAUACGAAUCAUUUUCAUGAAUGAGAGGGCUGUUAAUGGAUGCUUUCAAGUGAAGAGAAUAGUGACUUAUGAACAGUGUGUGUGUGUGUGUGUGUGUGUGCGUGUGUGUGCGUGCGUGUGUGUGCGUGCGUGUGUGUGUGUGUGUGUGUAUGUGGGUGGGUGUUGCAGGGAGCUUGUGUGUAUGUGUGGGGGGAAUCUUCUAAUAUUUUCUAGACCGUUGUUUCUCCUCAUGUUCGCUUUAGCUACAUCUUGUUUACACGAGUGUUAAACAGCAACUAGGUUUCCUCUAAACAUAACGUCUCUCGGUCCCACUACCCCUCCUCUCCAAAUGCAAUAUGUAGCGCUCCGUCCAGCGGGGGAGAGAGGAAAUCUCAGAGGCUGAUCCAGUGAGAUAAUUGUACCGAUCAAGACUUACUGAAAGACUCAUGAAAAGAGAGAUAACUUGGAAUGGUGGACUAUUAUUAGCCUAUAGUAAUAUGAGAAAGUGACUUUGAUCUGUGAUUUGGCGAUGCGCGUUUGUGCGUUCGACGUUAACGGAUUUUGAGACUGCAGGACAGCUGUACUGUUGUUGAUCAUCUUUCAACUUCUGAGUCUGUUUAACUGAGUGGGAAUGUAAUUCGGUAUUUGUGAUAUCAUUGAGAAAUAGUCUAAUAUUUAUUUCACCUUUCAUCAAUGAUGAUCGGAGUUGCGCUCUUCACUUUUGCCGUCCUCACUGACGCUCGUUCCGCUCCGAUACCGAACCCGUAUGCACAUGGAGUGGACUGGUUGAUACGUUAUGGCUACUUGCCACCUUCAGACUCUCCGCUGGGGCGUCUCCAUACGAAGGAAGCUGUUGAGAGGGCUAUAUGUGAGAUGCAAAGCUUUGCUGGGAUCAAGGAGACUGGCAGACUGGAUGGUGCCACUCUGACUCUAAUGUCAGUCCCGCGCUGUUCCCUCCCGGACAUCCUCGGAUCUGAGUUCCAUCUAAAGAAUGGGAGGAAGAGGAGGGAAACGAGAGAGAUGAGAUACAAUCUCUCAGGGCUGAACUGGAAUAAGACACAUAUCACCUGGAGUGUGGAGAGGUUUCCCUCUGCCUCUGUGUCUCCCGAUCUGCAGCCAGCCCUGGUAGAACUCAUCCUCACUCAUGCUCUUAGAGUAUGGAGUGAUACCACGCCCCUCCUCUUCAGCUUGCUCCGCCCCUCCACUUAUGCCCUGCCCAAGAACGCAGACAUUAAAGUAAGCUUCACCAGCAGGUACCAUGACGAUGGCUAUCCCUUUGACGGCAAGGGGGGCACGCUGGCACACGCAUUCUUCCCGGAAUUAGGAGACACACACUUUGACGACGAGGAGAACUGGAGCUAUGGAGCUGACAGCAGCAGCGUGGACCUGUUCACGGUGGCCAUGCACGAGUUUGGUCACGCCCUUGGCCUCGCCCACUCCUCCUCCAAACACUCUAUCAUGAAGCCCUACUACCAAGGAGCCGUGGGAGACAUUCCCACCUACACGCUCCCUGUUGAGGACAGACUGGGCAUACAGGCACUUUAUGGGUUGAGACGGGACCUGAAUCCACCUUCCUUUGUCGCUCCACCUACACCCAGUCUGCCCCAACUGCCGAGUGCUCCACACUCACUGGCUACAUCUCAUCCAGACCCCGCUGUUUUGGAUCGUUGUCGGGGGGGUUAUGAUGCUAUUGCAAACAUCAGAGGAGAAAUCUUCUUCUUCCGGCGCCAGUACUUCUGGAGAAUGCACCACUCAGGCUCUCUGUCCUCUUUUGCGGCAGCCCUGAUCCACAGCUUCUGGAUCGGUCUUCCUCCAGAAACCGACCGAAUCGAUGCCGUAUAUGAGAGGAACGACGGUCAUAUUGUCUUCUUUAUUGGUAACCAGUACUGGGUUUUCAAAGACACAACAUCCCUUCCUGGGUAUCCUCAACCGCUGACAAAGUGGGGACUGUGGAAUUCUGCAGGAGAGGUUCUGGGAAGAGUUGAUGCUGUAUUUGUGUGGCCACAUAAUGGGAGAACCUAUGUGUUCAGUGGCAGGGAGUACUGGAGGUUUGACGAGGCAAAGACCCACUGGCAACCCGAGGCAGGCUACCCCAAACCCACCUCCAUCUGGGGUGUGCCCUCUGACCCUGAUGAUGUCAUUGGCAUGCAAGAUGGGAAUACUUAUUUUUUCAAGGGCAUGAAUUACUGGACUUUAAAGAAAGGUAGACUGGAGGAAGACACACUUUCACCAAACUCCAUUGCAGCUGAUUGGCUGCAGUGUGAUGAUUUCCUGGCUCCCACCUACAGACCGACGAUGCCGCAAUACAGAGAGGAAGAAUGUGGCUUUAACACAAGCACAGCAGCCUUGGUCCAAGUGUCACUUUGGUCCAUUAUUUCCUCCAUCUACAUUACCUUUGUUCACGUUAUUGCCAUCGUAUGAUGUACUGCAAUUCACUGCA